Messenger RNA from Canariomyces notabilis, 2454 nucleotides. RefSeq names its product glycoside hydrolase family 92 protein. The record is from RefSeq and is a predicted model, not a curated record. Bases 1 to 2454 code for a protein of 817 amino acids. The transcript is spliced from 5 exons. Gene Ontology annotation, molecular function: carbohydrate binding; peptide-N4-(N-acetyl-beta-glucosaminyl)asparagine amidase activity. Gene Ontology annotation, biological process: carbohydrate metabolic process; protein quality control for misfolded or incompletely synthesized proteins; protein deglycosylation. Lineage: Eukaryota; Fungi; Ascomycota; Sordariomycetes; Sordariales; Chaetomiaceae. Gene Ontology annotation, cellular component: nucleus; cytosol.
AUGACUCUGCUGCUUCUUGGCUUCUGUGGGUUAAUCCUGACAAGCAGCGUCCAGGCUCAGGAUGGAUUCGAUCCUCUUGCCUACGUCGACCCGCUGAUCGGGGCCAGCAAUGGGGGCAAUGUGUUCGCCGGUGCCUCGCUGCCGUAUGGCAUGGCAAAGGCAGUUGCCGACACGGAUAGCGGCAGCAACCAGGGCGGCUUCACCAUGGACGGCUCGAGAGUGACUGGCUUCAGCCUGAUGCACGAUAGCGGUACGGGGGGCAGCCCAAGCUUGGGGAACUUUGCCCUGUUCCCAUAUACCCAUUGCCCGGAUGGCGACAUCAACCGCUGUGACUUUCCCAAGAGGACUCGCGCAGCGUUUGGGUCCUUCAAGAACAGCACUGUGUCCGCAAAGCCCGGCACUUUUGGCAUUACAUUGGACAGCGGCAUCCGCGCUGAGAUGACUACCACCCACCACGUCUCCCUGUUUCGGUUCACCUUUUCAACCGUCCAGUCCGACGGCAGUGCGGCUCAGCCUGUGGUUAUCCAGGAUCUCACUGAUCUGGCCAACUCACGGCAGGAUAAUGCCACAGUAUCUGUCGACCCAGAAUCGGGACGCAUCACUGGGAGUGCCCGCUUUCUGCCGAGCUUUGGCACCGGAAACUUCGUUCUAUAUUUCUGCACCGAUUUCAAGGGCGCAGACAUUCUUGAGGCCGGGAUAUAUGUAGACAGCCGAGCCAGUGCCGAGGUCAAAGACCUGACCAUCUCCCGGUCUAUCAACGGUUAUCCGUUGCCGGGAGGGGCCUUUGUAAGAUUCACCUCUGGGGCCGAACCAAUCCUGGUCCGUACAGCUACAAGCUUCAUCAGCGCUGCUCGAGCCUGUGAACAUGCGGAAAAGGAAAUUUCCGACUUCGACUUCGAGGCCGUUUCUGAUGCUGCUACGGAUGCUUGGCGGGAGAAGAUGAAGCCCAUCAGGGUGUCGACAAAUGGGGUCAACAGCUCACUGUUGACAAAUUUCUACAGUGGCAUAUACCGGACCAUGAUCAACCCGCAGAAUUACACAGGGGAGAACCCCCUCUGGUCCAGCAACGAGCCGUAUUUCGACUCCUUUUACUGCAUCUGGGACCAGUUCCGAUCGCAGAUCCCACUCCUGACAAUAACGGAUCCCACCGCAGUGACACAGAUGAUUCGCUCCCUCAUUGACACCUAUCGGCAUGUAGGAUGGCUCCCGGACUGCCGGAUGAGUCUAAACAAAGGGUACACACAGGGUGGAUCCAACGCCGAUGUCGUGCUGGCGGAUGCCUAUGUUAAGGGUUUAGAAGGGGGCAUCGACUGGGAUGACGGUUACGCUGCCGUGGUGAAAGAUGCCGAGGUCGAACCUUACGACUGGUGCUGCGAAGGACGCGGAGGCCUCGACAGCUGGAAAUCCCUAGGAUAUAUCCCUGUCCAAGAUUUCGACUACAAAGGCUUCGGGACCAUGACCAGGUCCAUCUCUCGGACCCUCGAAUACGCCUACAACGACUUCUGUAUCGCUCAGAUAGCCAAUGGCAUGGGAAAGUCCGGCGACAAGGAGAAAUAUCUCGAGUCCAGCGGAAACUGGCAGAAUCUCUUUAGGGCUGACCAACCUUCGGUCUGGUGGAACGGCACUGACACUGGCUUUGUCGGCUUCUUCCAGCCUCGUUAUUUAAACAAGACUUGGGGCUUUCAAAACCCCUUAAACUGCAGUAACCUGGACUCCUUUAGCGUUUGUUCCCUCCAAAACACCGGCCGAGAAACAUUCGAGAGCAGCAUCUGGGAAUAUAACUUUUUCGUCCCGCAUGACCAAGCAACCCUUCUCCACCUCCUAGGCGGCCCAGCCAACUUCACCCGGCGCUUGGACUACCUGCACGACAGCCGGAUAACCUACAUCGGCAACGAGCCGUCCUUCCUGACCGUCUUCCAGUACCACUACGCGGGGCGACCGGCCCUCUCCGCCCUACGUGCGCACUCAUACAUCCCAUCCUCGUUCCAACCGCGGCCUGACGGGCUCCCCGGCAACGACGAUAGCGGGGCCAUGGGCUCGUUCGUGGCCUUCUCCAUGAUGGGCUUGUUCCCGAACCCGGGCCAGGACGUGUACCUGAUCACGCCGCCCUUCUUCGAGAGCGUCAACAUCACGCAUCCGCUGACGGGCAAGACGGCGCGCAUCCGCAACGUCAACUUUGACCCCGGUUACGCCGCGAUCUACAUCCAGAGCGCCACUCUCGAUGGGCAGCCGUAUACCAGGAGCUGGAUCGACCACAGUUUCUUUACCGAGGGGAAGGAGCUGGUCCUGACCUUGGGCAGGAACGAAAGCCUGUGGGGUACGAGGAUUCAGGACCUGCCGCCUAGCUUGGGGAAGUACGAAGGCUUUGAUGAAACGUACAGGCUUGGGCGAAGGAUGGGUGAAUGGAAGUACAAGGGCGACUUUGGACGGUUGAGAGGUAAACAGGGAUGGUAA